Molecule: messenger RNA, 1230 nt
Organism: Aureococcus anophagefferens
Lineage: Eukaryota; Pelagophyceae; Pelagomonadales; Pelagomonadaceae
Exons: 2
Biological process (GO): glycosaminoglycan metabolic process
Molecular function (GO): glycosaminoglycan binding; N-acetylglucosamine-6-sulfatase activity
Source: RefSeq, a predicted model, not a curated record
CGUCGACGUGCUUCGGCCGGAGCUCGCGCGGCACGGCCUCGUCGCUUUUGCCCCGGGAUGCUUCUCGCCGCGCUCCUGCCCGGGCUCGCGUCGGCGGCGACGGGCCACAACGUGCUCGUCUUCCUCACGGACGACGUCGACGUCGCGAGCAUGGAGGACCUCGAGGCCCUGGACCUCGUGCCGACCUACAGCCGCCUGCGCGCCGCGGGCACGACCUGGGACCGCGUCUUCGUGAACACGCCCGUCUGCUGCCCGAGCCGGGCCCAGUUCCUCACGGGCAAGUUCAGCCACAACACGGGCUUCGUGGCCAACUCCGUGGACACGGGCUGCAACUCCAAGGGCUGGCAGGCCGACGGCGAGACCGACUCCGUCGCGACGGUCGCAUCCGCCGCGGGCUACGCGACGUUCUACGCGGGCAAGUACCUCAACAUGUACGGCAACGGCAAGAUGGGCGGGCCGGGCCACGUGCCCCCGGGCUGGGACGACUGGCACGGGCUCCUGGGGAACAGCGUCUUCUACGACUACGAUUUGAGCGUCAACGGCGUCCGCGAGGCGCACGGCACGGCGCCGGAGGACUACCUGACGGACCUGGUCGCGCGCCGGGCCGUGAACUUCCUCGAGGCCGCGGCGGCGCCCUGGUUCGCGAUCCUGGGGACGCCCGCGUCCCACGACCCCUUCGAGCCGCGGCCCGACCACUUCGGCGCGCUCGACGGCGCGUCGCGGCCGCGGACGCCGGCCUGGAACGCGUCCGCGGCCGACAAGCACGCCAUCGUGCGCCGCCAGGGCUUCCUGAAGGCGCCCGUGGCCGACUACAUCGACCGCACGUACCGGCGGCGCCUCGAGUGCCUCCUGUCCGUCGACGAGGCCAUGAACGCGACGCUCGCCGCGGUCGCGGCCCGCGGCGAGGCGGACGCGACCUACACGAUCUUCACGUCGGACCACGGCUGGCACCUCGGCGAGUUCGGCCUCAACUACGACAAGCGGCAGCUCUACGAGUUCGACACGCGCGUGCCCUUCGUCCUCGCGGGCCCCGGCGUCCAGGAGGGCGUCGUCCUGGCCCACGGCGGCGGCUUCGUCGACUUCCUGCCGACGCUCUACGACAUGAUCCACGGGUCGCCGCCGCCGGCCGGCGCCUACGACGGCCGGAGCCUGCUGCCCGCGGCGCGCGGCGACGCGGACCGCGACGGCCCGUGGCGCGACGACCUGCUCCUCGAGUACUGGGGCGAGGGC